AAGCAAAUUCUUUUUAUCAUUUUGUUUCGCGAAAUGAUAAGAUUUAAAUCAUAAAAAAAUAUAAAUACCGAUCGCAUUUUAAUAACCACAGUUGGUUAAGACUAGUUACCAAAAUGAAAUUGACUCUCUCAUUGUUGUUUGUAUUUUUGGCAUACACAGUUAUUGCUGUGCCCAUCGAUGAGGCAGCAAUUAACAAAAAUCAUCUUGACGAACCGACUAGAGACUUUCCUGAAGGCGACCGUGAAGACAUUGAUUUGGACUUAGAUGGUGAAGUUGAUGAAGAGUUACUACAAGGGAUCGCCGAACGCAACUUGUACUUGUUGUUCACCAGACGCAAUCCUGCUUCCGCGCAAACAUUGGUCAUUAACAAUGCAGAAACCAUUAGAACCUCUAACUUCAACCCUAAUCACCCUACGGUGGUAAUUGCUCACGGCUGGUUGAGUAACCAAAACACUGGCAUCAAUUCCCUAAUCAGAGACGCAUACCUUGGAAAGGGUGAAACCAAUGUGAUUGUUCUUGACUGGAUGCGUUUGGCCAUAUCUAACUACGUCACUGCUGUUCGCGGUGUACCUGCUGUAGGCCAAGGAUUGGGACAGUUCAUCCGUUAUCUCAUCUCUGUCACUGGGGCCAGAUACGAGGACAUUCACCUAGUUGGAUUCAGCUUGGGUGCUCAUCUUGUUGGCAACGCUGGAAGGGAACUUCUUGGAAGAGUCGCACGUAUCACUGGUCUAGAUCCCGCUGGUCCCCUGUGGGUUUUGAACGCGAACCGCCUUAGACCCAGCGACGCCAGAUAUGUGGAGGUUAUCCACACCAAUGGUGCUUACACCGGCCUAGGCAUCGGCAUGUCUAUUGGUCACGCUGACUUCUACCCAAACGGUGGCAGCUUCCAGCCCGGCUGUCUGACUUACAUCUGCGACCACAACCGAGCCUGGGAGCUGUUUGCUGCGACUGUCUCUUACAACCAUCUGAUUGGAAGGCAAUGCUCAAACUCUGUCCAGAUAAAUCUUAACACGUGCCGCGGGGACACCUAUCCCAUGGGCAAUGACGAAUUACACAAAUUCGGACUUGGAGAAUUCCGCGUUAACACCGACAGGAGAUAUCCCUUCUAAGGAUCUUGUGCACGAAAAUUACAUACAUACACUUAGCGAAUUCCAUGACAAUAUUUAUAAGUAAAUUUCUGGUUCAUAAAUGUUAUGUAGCCUUAAUAACUAAAACUAUAUAAUAAUAUAAUUAACUAAAACUAAAAAUAAUAUUACCAUUGAGAAUAAACUAGAUACUUAAAAAGUUUAAUUUUAAAUAUUUUCUACAUAAUGUUCUGUGAUUUAUUUUAAUAUAAAUAUGUUUAUCUUUAUUUAAGAGUAAACAUAAACAUUAAAACUUUUGUACUUAACUUUCAUUAAUAUUUAUAAUUCAAUACCAAUGUUACAAAUACAUAUUUUUGUUAAUAUGUGCCAUGAAACAUAUUAAAAAAGUUAUAUAAAAUAUUAUUAUCUUGAUAUUUUAUUUUAUUUUAUUUGUUAUCGUAUAAUUAUCAUUAUUGUAAAAUUUUAUUUUAUCAAGUGAGACCUAAUAUGAUAAAGAAUUAAAAAAAUUACAUAAAUAUACAUUUAAAGAAACAAAAAGUAGUCAUAACACACACAUGACUUCUUAACUUAAUUGAAGCUUUUAAGAUAGCCCAUAAGAGGCAAAGGUGUAAUAAUGAAUAUGUAUGUAGGAAAGUGUUUAAAUAUAAAGAUCAAGUGAAGGCUUUACUAUAUCGAACAUUUUAAAAUGUCUCUAUUAACUCAGCACUUUUAAUUUUCUAACACCUUUAAUAAACUCAAAUAUAUUUUUUCCUUCAAUA
Molecule: messenger RNA, 1843 nt
Organism: Amyelois transitella
Lineage: Eukaryota; Metazoa; Arthropoda; Insecta; Lepidoptera; Pyralidae
Product: pancreatic lipase-related protein 2-like
Exons: 6
Coding region: 114-1109 (331 amino acids)
Biological process (GO): lipid metabolic process
Molecular function (GO): lipase activity
Source: RefSeq, a predicted model, not a curated record